Messenger RNA from Scutellospora calospora, 289 nucleotides. NCBI's taxonomy places the organism in Eukaryota, Fungi, Glomeromycota, Glomeromycetes, Diversisporales, Gigasporaceae. The record is from the annotation of a GenBank genome assembly.
ACUUGGAGAUACAAGAUGGAAAAAUUUAAGAGAACAUUUUGCAGAAAAUGAUAUUAAUUUAAGAAAAAAUUCUAAAACAAGAAAAGUAGGAAAUAGAGCAUUAUCAUUUGAAAUAGUAAUGAAUGUUAUUACUUUUAUAACAAAUUAUGCAAAACAAAAUAGUUUAUCUUCUUCAGGUCGAAGUUUUCAUGAUAAUACUAGUAUAAUUAUAUAUUUACUAGCAGAUAUAACUUAUUUAUCUUUGCAUAUUCAAUAUUUAGAAGCUAUUAAAAAUAAUGAUCAAUAUAAA